GCAGGCAAUCAUGCUUCUGCACUUCAGCUGUCCUCCAGGGUGUGGAACUACUCAGGCUUUGUGAGCAUGGUAGGAUCGUCCAACAGGCAGAUGAGGAUCCAGCGGACCACUCCGAUCCCUCAGGAGAGAGGAGCAUGGGCCAGCAAGCUGGAGUUCAUUCUGACUGUAGCAGGGGCUAUUGUAGGACUAGGAAAUGUGUGGCGGUUUCCUUAUCUCUGCUACAAAAACGGAGGAGGUGCAUUUUUCAUCCCAUACGUGCUGUACCUGGUGACGUGUGGGAUUCCUCUUUUUAUACUGGAGAUAUCUCUGGGUCAGUACACUAGUCAGGGAGGAAUAACCUGCUGGACAAAGAUCUGUCCUUUGUUUGAAGGAUUGGGAUAUGCCAGUCAGGUGAUCAUUGUGUAUGGCAGCAUCACCUACAUUGUGAUCAUAGUGUGGGCCUUUCUUUACCUUCUAUCAGCCUUCAGUUUGGAGCUACCCUGGGCCAGCUGUAAAAAUGCAUGGAAUACAGAUUCUUGCAUAGUCUAUGAUGGGAAGAAUUCAAGUCUGAACUGGACAUCUCCUCUCAAUGCCUCCUCAUCUGUAAUGGAAUUCUGGCGUCACAGAGUGUUGCACCUUAGCACUGGGAUGGAGAAUCUGGGUGGAGUAAGGUGGGAUUUGGCUCUGAUUCUCCUGCUUGUCUGGAUUAUUGUUUACUUCUGCAUCUGGAAAGGAGUGAAGUCCACUGGCAAGGCUGCCUACUUCACAGCAACUUUCCCGUACGUGACACUUCUGGUCCUGCUGCUGCGAGGAGUGACGCUGCCUGGUGCAGCUGACGGCAUUUACUACUAUAUGUACCCCAAUGUUUCACGACUAGCUGAUCCACAGGUUUGGAUGGAUGCUGGUACUCAGGUCUUCUACUCUUAUGCCAUAUGUUUGGGUUAUCUCUCCUCUCUUGGCAGCUAUAACAAUUAUUACAAUAACUGCUAUAGAGAUUCCUUCUAUUUGUGCCUGUUGAACAGUGGGACCAGUUUUGUGUCUGGUUUUGCCAUCUUCUCUGUGCUGGGUCACAUGGCAAAGGAGCAGGGGGUGGAUAUCUCUGUAGUGGCAGAGUCUGGUCCUGGGUUGGUGUUUAUAGUGUACCCACAGGCGGUCACUCUGCUGCCGUGGUCUCAGUUCUGGGCUGUGUGCUUCUUCACCAUGAUCAUCCUGCUCGGCUUGGACAGCCAGUUCGUGGGGCUGGAGAGUAUCAUGACAUCAGUGACGGAUGUGUUUCCCAGCGUGCUGAGACGUGGCUAUCGCAGAGAGCUUCUGCUGUUAGCACUCUGCCUCUUCUGCUACCUCAUGGGACUGUUUAUGAUCACAGAGGGUGGUCUUUAUAUCAUCCAGCUGUUUGAUCAUUACGUAUGCAGCGGUGCCACUCUGCUGUUCUUAGCAAUCUGCCAGUCUGUGGCUAUGGGAUGGGUUUAUGGUGCUGAACGCUUCUAUAAGAAUAUACAGGAUAUGAUUGGCUAUCGGCCUUGGCCUAUGGUAAAAUAUUGCUGGCUCUAUGUCACUCCUUCUAUCUGUUUGGGGACUUUUAUCUUCUUCCUGAUUAGGUAUAGUCCUCUGAAGUUUAACAACAUAUAUGUAUAUCCAUGGUGGGCAUAUGGCCUUGGCUGGUUCCUGGCUUCAUCCUCGCUCUCCCUUAUUCCAAUCACCAUGAUCUACAAGCUUUACAAGGGCAAAGGGACAAUUCAGGAACGUCUCCAGGUCGCCUGUAACCCAACAGAUGAUCUGCCUCAGUCACAGAGGGACCCAGCUGGACACUGCCCUCUACCACCCUUCACAGAGGGAGAAAAGAGAUCAAAUAACCUGUAGGCCUCCAAAACAUCACACAGUACUUCUUUGCCAUAAGCAUUGCAUUUCCACCCAAGUGUUUGCGGUCAAUUUCAAAGGUGAUUUUUUUAAAAAAUACAUACAGGUUCUCUCAGUAAUGUCUUGCAAUAUAAGAAAAAAGAAUGCAAGAAGAACACCAAGAAUUUUGUUUGUAUACAGAGCUGAAACUAUACAUUUUUAUACAAAACAUUUAUACAAAUACUACACAGAUGUGUAUUGCAUAGAAAUGUAUGUAGGUGCUGGUUCAGUACAUAUACUUGCUGAGCACCUUAUGUACACCAUCCUUGUAUGUACACCAUCCUUGUAUGUACACCAUCCUUGUAUGUACAAUCGCUGUCCAUUUUAUCAGCUCCACUUACCAUAUAAGAGGACUUUGUAGUUACAGACUACAAUUACAACCUGAAGUGCAUCUGUUUCUGUGCAUGCUUGUUAGCCCCCUUUUACCCCAUUCUUCAAUAACCAGGACCCCCACAAGACCACCACAGAGCAGGUAUUAUUUGGAUUCUGGAUCAUUCUCAGCACUGAACACUGACUUGAACACUGACAGGUGGAUCAGACACAGCAGUGCGACUGGAGUUUUUAAACACUGUGUCCACACACUGCGCACUCUAUAAGACACUCCUACCUUGUUGGGCCACCUUGUAGGGAAAGCUCAUUUGUUGCUGCACAGAUUGUGUUGGUCAUCCUCUAGUGCUUCAUCAGUGGUCACAGGGCGCUGUUGGCUAUUUUUGGUUGGUAGACUAU
Messenger RNA from Pygocentrus nattereri (red-bellied piranha), 2601 nucleotides. It is a transcript of the gene slc6a11a, whose product is annotated as solute carrier family 6 member 11a. Bases 67 to 1839 code for a protein of 590 amino acids. The transcript has 14 exons. The record is from RefSeq and is a predicted model, not a curated record. NCBI's taxonomy places the organism in Eukaryota, Metazoa, Chordata, Actinopteri, Characiformes, Serrasalmidae. Gene Ontology annotation, cellular component: membrane. Gene Ontology annotation, biological process: sodium ion transmembrane transport.